Molecule: messenger RNA, 1520 nt
Organism: Nelumbo nucifera (sacred lotus)
Lineage: Eukaryota; Viridiplantae; Streptophyta; Magnoliopsida; Proteales; Nelumbonaceae
Product: ARM repeat superfamily protein
Molecular function (GO): protein binding
Source: RefSeq, a predicted model, not a curated record
UGCUCUUAAAUCUUAAUCAGUAAUAAUACUACAGCAACUUUCCACCUCGUUAAUCCCACUAGCCAUCGCCUAUCGACUCGGGUUCUUUGGGUUGAAGUGAACUUUCCCGCCUUAAGAAAUCAGGAAAGCUGGUGUAAGUUUGCUUCUUCAAAAGGAAAGUAUUAGAUUCCCACUCCCAAUCGGAUUUCGAGUUCUCUGAUUCUAGUCGGCAUCGUUAAAUAAAUGUUACUGAGAAACAAAGGCAAUACAGAUUUAGAAAUUGGUGAAAUAACAGACUUGUCUCCAUGGAGGAUUUGGUGGUAGAAGCUCUCUUCAACGGAGGGAGAGAAACUCAGAUUCGAGCAGCAACAUAUCUCACCAAACUAACGACUGAAGCCAAAAAUUUAUUGGUCGACAAGGGCGUCGUCACUCCUCUUGUCUUCAUGCUUUGUUCUAAACAAGAUUACGAGGCCAUCGAAGCUGCUCUUUUUGCUUUACUCAGUCUCGCCACUCGUAGCCAAAAGAACAAGAUCCUUAUUGCAGAAUCUGGCGCGGUGCCGAUUAUUGUAGAUCUCCUCCGACAAAAAAGUAGCAGCUCGCUGUCUGAACUUGCUACGACUGCUCUGUUGAUACUCUCUUCCUGCACCAAGAACAAACCGGUGAUUGUGGCCGCUGGUGCCAUUCAGCUUUUAGUCGACAGCCUCACCACACUCGACAACAUAACUACAGGAACAGAAACAGGAAGAAGGCACAGUAGCGUGCAGGCCAACCUUGAUGCCAUCAGCGCGCUCCACAAUCUCUCAACCUGUCAUCAACUCGUUCCGUCAAUCGUGUCGGCCGGUGUAGUCUUUCCCCUUCUCCAGCUCGUAUACAACUCUAACAAGGCAUCCAAGUUGACCGAGAAGGCAUUGGCGCUACUCGAAAAAAUUGCUGCUUCGUCAGAGAUUGCAGUUGAUGAGAUUGCCAGCACCCAAGGAGGAAUUCUGGCACUUGUAGAGGCAGUUGAGGGGGAUUCCCAACAGAGCAGGGAGCACGCGGUGGGCGUGCUACUGUCAAUAUGUAGGACCUGCAUCGACAAGUAUAGGGGAUCGAUUUUGAGGCAAGGCCCGAUACCUGGUCUGCUUCAGUUAAGCCUGGAGGGGACUAGGAGAGCCAAGGAUAUGGCUCGAGAUCUGUUGAUUGUGUUGAGAAAUCCAGUUUCCCCAAACCAUGGUUUCAGAAGGAAGGGCACUCGGAAUGGAUUUCUGGAACAGAUUAUUGAAAAUAUUGAGUCAGUGGAAGAUGAGAAGGCUGCCGUUACAGCAAUGAGAUCACUCGAGGAGAUGAUUACAGAACUCAGAUCCCACCUCUAGAAUCUAGAAUUCUUCCAUGUCUUUAUUUGUGUUUGGGAUCGGCUGACAAAUUCACUCAUUGUAUCAUUGUGAUUGGCAAUAUCGUUUGUGUAUAUAAUAGCUAAAAUUUUGAGUGCUUUGGUUGGAACUUCUUUUCCCGUUUUUCACUUUAAAGGUUAAGAAUGUUUUCUUGACUGCAGUCUCGUCUCA